GCCCUUCGGUGGUAUGCUUUUCGUCGUGUUGUGUUUGCUGUUACUCACAUCGCCAUCUUGUUGCAUGACUAUCAAUGUGUGCUUGAGGAUUUACGAAAGUAAUCCGGAUAUUGCUUUUUGGAUUUUUCUUCCCAUCAGUUGCGAACUCGGCAGUGGUGGAAAGAACUACCAAGCGAACCCGUACCUUCUUACUCGCUCGCAUUCAGGAAAAGCGAUCGUGAGGUAUCAGGGCGCGCGAUGAGCAUCGAUACGCUGUUGGAAGCCGCCAGGUAUUUGGAAUGGCAAGCCCAGCAACAACAGAUUACACGUGAGGAGGAGAAGAAGCGGGAGAAUGCGAUCGUGGCGCGGGAGGCGGAUCAGCUGGUGCGUCAGCUGCAGCAGCACUGCAUGGCAGAGAACGGCGCCUCUCUGGUGCCCGCCGCCGUGCAGGUCAACCACCUCAGCUGGGGGGUGGAGGCCCCGCGCUUAGUCCAGCAACCGCCCCAUCCUCAGCAGCAGCAGCAGCAGCAACCGCAUCUCCAGCAUCAGCACCAGCACCAGCAGCCCCAGCACAUCCAGGCAGUGGCCACCGGAGCCGCUCUCCCCAUCACAGUCAUCCCCAUCUCCAUGGUGCAGGCCAACGCCGCUGCCCCGCAGACCAUCACCACCACCACCAUCGCAGGAGCCGCCGCCGCCCCCACUCAUCUGGCCCACGCGGCGGCACCCAUGACCCUGGCCACGGCCCUCUCUCCACAGCCCGCACAGCUCCUGGCCAGCCCGGUGUCUCAUCAGCCCUCCGCCGUGGUGGUGACCGCAGCAGCAGCAGGAGGAGCAGCAGCCGCCACGACGGUUGUCAAAGACAGACAGUCUCAGUCGCCGCCAAACCAACACCAGCAUCAGCACCAACGUCACCUGGUGGCGGCAGUGAAGGGGGAGACCAGCAUCCUGCCUCAGCCCACCCUAGGCAGCCAGGCGGCAUCAGGGAGCAGCCCCAAACAGCAGCAGCAGCAGCACUCUCCACAGAGACCACCAGUUACCCUGACUCACCCCCAGCCCCACGCCCCUCCCCAUGCCCAGCUGCUGCAGACGUACCCGGGGCAGAUCCUCACCUCCCCAGCCCAGCACCAGCACCAGCACGCCCUGCUGCCCCAGCCAGCCACCGCCCUCGCACAGAGCCACCAGGCACAGCUGGGGCAGGUGACGCAGAGGCCCAACGGCGCCUCCCUAGAGGACGUCAGGAGUAUGGACGCCAAGAGGAGACCUGGAGGAGCUGGGACAAGAGAGGUGCAUAAUAAGCUGGAGAAGCACAGACGUGCCCAUCUGAAAGAGUGCUUCGAGACCUUGAAGAGGAACGUCCCCAAUGUGGACGAAAAGAAAACGUCCAACCUCAGCGUCCUACGCAGUGCACUGCGCUACAUUCAGACGCUGAAGCGCAAGGAGAAGGAGUUUGAGCACGAGAUGGAGCGUCUGGCCCGAGAGAAGAUCGCCACGCAGCAGAGGCUAGCCGAGCUGAAGAAGGAUCUGAGCCAGAGCAUGGACGCCCUGGAGAUAGACCGGCUACUCAGACAGACCGUGCAGCCGGAGGACGACCAGGCAUCCACCUCUACGGCGUCAGAGGGAGAGGACAACUUUGACCAGGAUAUUGACGGCGACGUGCCAUCGUCCGCCUCCUCCGGCGCCCCUAGCGCCAGCCCCAAACCCCCCCACCACCACCACCCACCCUCCUACCCCAGCCCGGCGGGCACCAUGCCGCCCCUCACCCUCCUCCCCGCCCCAGGGCCCCAGCACCAGCCCCGAGCCGUGCAGCCCGCCCCCUUGACCCUCCCCCAGCACAUCACCAUCCAUUCCCACAAGCUCACCCCCGUGGCCCAAGCCAUGACGGUCGUAUCCCCACUCCCCACCGUCACCGUCUCCUCCUCCCCCCAACCCCAGACGGUGGUGGCUGCCGCCGCCGCUCCGGUCCCCCAGGCCAUCGCCCCCGCCACCCCUCCACCGCAACCCACGGCCAUCCCCGUCUCCACCCACCUGGUGAUGCCCCAGGCCCCCGGGCAGCACCCCCAUCCGCACGCGCAGCAGGCCACGGUGAUCGCCCACGCCUCCGUCUCGCACGCCUCCGUCAUCCAGGCGGUGAACCACGUGCUGCCCGUCGCCGCCGGCACCACCACCAAGCACCUGGCCCACAUCGCCCCGUCAGGUGGGGCGGUGAUGGCGGCAGCGGCAGCCCCCGUGGGUGGAGGAGUUGUCACAACCGCCACCACCCUGCCCAUGCCCAUGUCCGUCCCCGUGUCCACCACCGUCACAGCCAUGGGCCAGCCCAUCGGACACAUCACCGUGGCGCACCUGAGCCCGCACCUGCCCGUGAACGUCAACGCCGUGCCCAUGAACGUCAACAUGAACGGGGCCACGCUGUACCCGGCGCAGCAGGUGGCGGUGUCUCAGCCGGCCGUGGUGGGGCACAUCGCGCACGCGCUGGCCGCCCACCACCAACAGCAACAGCAACAACAGCACCAUCACCACCACCACCACCCGCACCCCCAACACCACCCACACCACGCCGGCCACCACGCGCAGGUCAACGGGAUCACGCCAGUGUCUGUGGCGGUGGCAGGCACCCAGGGUACGCCAGGGGCCACCGCCACCAUGGUGACGGGCAAAGGGGCCACGGUGGUGACGGCCCACCACCAUCAUCCGCAGCUGGUGGGACAGACAGUGCCCGUCCUCAACCCCGUAACUAUGGUCACCGUGCCUCAGUUUCCCGUCAGUACACUCAAGCUUGCUUGAUGAACACCACACAGGAAGGGGCAAAAACAGAACUUAAAAAAAACUGAACUUUAUAAAACACGUAAAGACAAUGUAACAAACCAACCAACAAUCCAACUAACAAACAAUUACAGGACUGGUGGAUGAAUUAUGAAUGAAUGAAUGAGUGAAUGACAACGUGUGGCGUGAAAGAGCCGGGUAACGAGUGCGAGAAUGUGUCACAUUGCAUGGAGCAACUGAGUGAGUGGAGUGGGAUAGGAUGUGGAGUGUGUUGGGUAUGCCUGACCGAGUGAUAGCCGAGGUGUGAUGUGUGUUGUGGCGGCUGUCUGUGGUGACACUGGGGUAAACAAAAACAGAAAAAAACAAACAAAAAAGAAAUUAUUCCUUGACCUUCUAUUCUUUCUACUGUAAUCUCACACUUCCUCUGAUUCUCCAGCACAGUUGGUUUGGACUGGUGGUCUAGACCCAGUGAUAUUCUCUAGGAGUCUUUCUCACACUUCCUCUUCCUCCUCCUCUUCCUCUUCCUCUUCCUUCCAUUUUGUUUUGUUGACGUGUGUGCUAUGGAAGCUGUAGCUCGUUCUUGUCCUUCCAUUCUGUUUCGUUGACGUGGUUUGAGAGAAGCGUCAAAACCCUCUUUCUUCUCAUCCUUUUUCUCUGCAAUUGGUGUUUUCCUCACUGUUGCCCUGCCUCUGAUGUUAACAUGAUCAGUACUGCUUUGUUCGUACUGCAAAGGUGGUUGAUGAGACAUAUGGUUUCGUUCAGAAAAAAAAAUCAUCACAACAGGAUGUUUUAAGAGGUUGAUGACUACCUCCUGGUUAGUUACUGUAGUCAAAUCCACCCCUGGCUCAUCGGGUCUUUGAUUGAUUGAUUGAUUGAUUGAUUGAUUGAUUGGUCCCUUGCAUUAGAACGUGGGUUUGUAGUGAGGAAAAAUAUGUGUGUGCCUACCUAAUUGUCCAUUUAUGUGUACCUAUCUACGUCUGUGUAUGUCUUUUUUUACUUGUUGAUUGGUGUUGAUUCGUCAAUUGUUAAGUGUUUGAGUGUUUGUCUUUUGUUUUUUACAAUUAACCCACAAAGUUGUGAACGGAUGUGCCAACCAAGGCUGCACAUUCCCCAAAAUCACACACACGCUCACAUAAACACAUGGUCAUUCACACAGAUACCCACACACAGACCGAAACAGACCCCGGAGAAAGCACUGUGCUAAGUGGUGAAGUUUUUAAUGUCAACGUGGUAGAAGUAUUUCUCUGUGACGACUUGAAGGGGGAAAGUCUGUUUGAAGCUGUUUGAAGCCCAAUAAAUGCUCAACUGCUUUCUA
Messenger RNA from Engraulis encrasicolus (European anchovy), 4054 nucleotides. RefSeq names its product MAX network transcriptional repressor b (gene mntb). The record is from RefSeq and is a predicted model, not a curated record. Gene Ontology annotation, biological process: regulation of transcription by RNA polymerase II. Gene Ontology annotation, molecular function: protein dimerization activity; RNA polymerase II cis-regulatory region sequence-specific DNA binding; DNA-binding transcription factor activity, RNA polymerase II-specific. The transcript is spliced from 6 exons. NCBI's taxonomy places the organism in Eukaryota, Metazoa, Chordata, Actinopteri, Clupeiformes, Engraulidae. The coding region runs from base 238 to 2760 and encodes 840 amino acids.